Messenger RNA from Manacus vitellinus (golden-collared manakin), 2101 nucleotides. It is a transcript of the gene UFSP2, whose product is annotated as UFM1 specific peptidase 2. The record is from RefSeq and is a predicted model, not a curated record. The coding region runs from base 113 to 1567 and encodes 484 amino acids. Lineage: Eukaryota; Metazoa; Chordata; Aves; Passeriformes; Pipridae. The transcript is spliced from 12 exons.
UCUCGGUCUGCGUGGCUUUAGUCAGGGAUUUGGCGGAAGACCUCAUCAUGAUAGAGCCAGGCUCUUUUCGGUAGUGCUAAGCAAUAGGACAAGAGGCAACGAGCAGAAACUGAUGCAUGGGAUGUUCCACCUGAGCACGAGGAGGAACUUCUUUACUGUGCAGGUAAUUCUAGAAGCUAUGGAUAUACUCUUCAGGAUAAGAGGAGGCUUGGAUCUUGCAUUUCAGCUAGCAACUACUGAUGAGGCAUCAACAAAAAAGGCAUUAGGAUAUGUUUUCAGUGAUCUUGCAAACAAAUUGUCCUCAGAGGUUCUUGUAUUAAGAAUUUGCCACAGUUCAGUGUAUGUGUGGCCUAACAAUGGUAUGACCACAGUUCCAGAUCUGACUGAUGAGUCUGCAUGUAAGGAGAUAACACGAUUUAUCCAAUUUGAUCAAGAUGACGAGACCAAACGAAAGCCUGGCAAAAAGAAGGAUAAGAAGUUACAAGAUAUGCAGCAGAUAGUCAAUGUAGACCUCAUGUUGGAAAUGACAUCUUCUUUAGCUGCUUUGGCUCCAAUCAUUGAAAGGGAAAAUAAGGAACACCACUACAUAAAUAUGACAUUACCAGUUGAUGUUGUUGUAUCUGUUUCUCCAGAAGAAACGUGGGGAAAGGUACAAAAUCUCCUGGUGAAAGCAAUUCAUGGGCAAUUAGAUGACAUGGAAAGAUGUAUCAUGAAAUACGUGAAAGGAACAUCAAUUGUGGUACCAGAACAAUUUCAUUUCAUGUUACCAGGAAAAAAUCAUCUUGUAACAAUCUCAUACCCUACAGGUAUUUCAGAUGAUCAACUGGAAAGUUACAGAAAGGAAUUGCAUGGGUUAUACAAUCUGCCUUGUGACAGACCAUAUUUCAAGAGAGCAAAUGCUUAUCAUUUUCCAGAUGAACCAUAUAAAGAUGGAUAUCUCAGAAAUCCACACUUACAUCUUAAUUCUCCUGGUAUGGAGCCUGGUAUGGUUUACUUAGUACAUGGUGUGUAUAGUUAUCACCACUAUAUGCAGGAUCGGACUGAUGACAGUGGUUGGGGCUGUGCCUAUAGGUCUUUGCAGACAAUCUGCUCUUGGUUCAAGCACCAAGGUUACAUUGAUAGACCUAUACCAACACACAAGGAAAUUCAACAGGCACUGGUUGAUGCUGGAGACAAGCCUGCAGCAUUUGUUGGAUCACGGCAAUGGAUUGGUUCAAUUGAGGUACAGCUUGUUCUGAAUCAGCUUUUUGGAAUAACAUCUAAAAUAUUAUUUGUCAGCAAGGGUUCUGAACUAGCAUUGCAGGGAAGAGAGCUUGCUAAUCAUUUCAAGACUGAGGGAACUCCAAUUAUGAUUGGUGGAGGUAUUUUAGCUCACACGAUAUUAGGAGUGGCUUGGAAUGAGAUUACAGGGCAAAUAAAAUAUUUGAUUCUAGACCCACAUUACACCGGAGGAGAAGAUCUGCAUGCUGUUUUGGAAAAGGGCUGCUGUGGAUGGAAGGGCCCAGAGUUUUGGAACAAGGAUGCCUAUUAUAAUCUGUGCCUACCUCAACGACCAAAAGCUAUUUAAAUUCCUCUCUUGUGCUGGAACAUGCUAUGUCAGAAUACUAGCUGAUCUAGAUAAAACUGUCCUGUUAUUUAUCAAAAGAAUGCUUUAAGUCAAUCAAAACUCAGUUGAAAUAGAAACGUUGCCGGUGUAAUUUAAAUUAAGAAACUUUUUUUUUAAAUGAAACCUCUAGAAAUAAGAGUUAUCUGCUGUGAACUGCAUUCCUUACAAAUGCAUUUAUUAGGCAACUAAUAUCUGUUCUUUUCCCUAAUGCAACUUUAUAUUUAUAUAGCAUUUUUUGCUAUGCUAAAAUCUUUACAGAUUAAAUGCCCAAUCCUUUUAUUUUAUGGAUUUCUUUCAUGAUGAAAAGAUAAACUGUCCCCUGCCUUUCAGAUUCUACACAGCCAGCUGUCUUGUGCACUGUGAAUCUGUUCAAAGGCAUCGUUUGCUGCUGGUACUGUCAAUGACGGCCUUUUGGGAGUGGGAAAAAAAUGGCUAUAUGUACUGAAUUUUAUGAAUUCUGCUCUCAUAUUUACAUGGAAAAAAAAAUCAAGAGAA